AUGGCGGCCUUUGUUGAAAGCAGCAAUUACAGCCACGUCCUACAAAAAGGCGCCGCUGUCGUGAGCACGUUGGAGGAUCGAGCAGAUGGACCCCAUCCGUCCAUACAGACGAAACAGGUCACCGCCUGCCGCAUCAAUCAGCUUCAGAUCAAUGGUUUCAUCAACCAAAACACCGGCGUCGCAAACUUUCUCAACGUCCCAUAUGCUCGCAUUCCAGCACGGUUCUGCGAAGCCACAUUGAUCGAUCCUCGUAAAGAGAUAGGCGUCAUAGAGGCGGUCAGGUAUGGACCAUGCUGCCCGCAGCCAUUCGAUGUCAUUCACGACAUGACAGGGCAUCUGUACCCGAAGAAAAUCGACAUCACGAACUCCUCCGAGUUUGCCUGCUUGAGCGUCAACAUCUAUGCACCACCCUCGGCCGUCGGGUCUCGAAACAGAUUGCCCGUCACGGCAUGGAUCCAUGGCGGGGCAUUCACGUACGGAGAUGCAUCAGAUGAGUAUGAUGGCAACUACAUCGUUCAACACUCCAUGUCAAUCGGCAAACCUGUCAUAGUGGUCACCAUGAACUACCGCGUUGGGCCUUAUGGUUUCCUGACCUCAAAGGAGAUUAGAGAGGAGAGUCUGGCUCGAGGUGAGAAGGGGUUCGCCAACCAAGGCUACCACGACCAACGUCUUGGACUACAAUGGAUCCAGCAAAACAUUCAAUUCUGGGGAGGCAACGGCUACGAAAUAACAGCUGCCGGGGAAUCGGCCGGAGCGUGCUCGAUCCUGACGCAUCUUCGUUCCGACUUUCCAGCCUUUCAACGCGCUUUCGUCAUGUCUGCCGCACCCUUGACCCCGACUCCGUUCUCCCACUCACAAGAACGCUUCGAUGCCCUGAUUGCCAAGAUCGGACUCCCCACGGGCGCCCCAGCAGGAGAUAAACUGGCAGCGCUCCGUAGCCUCACGUGCGACGAACUGAACAAGAUCCACGGCCCUGGCGUGUCGCCACCCACGUACGACCCCGAGUUCUACCCGGACCAUGAAGAAGGCUUCUCCCUGGAAACCAAAGCCCCUUUGCCUGCCUGGCUCAGAGGGAUGGUGGUUGGGAACACGACCGAGGAAGCCGCGCUGUUCGUGCCAAGGUCGAUCUCGGGCGCACAGGCAGUGUCGAUGGUGAAGAAGGCCUUUGGAGGCGACGCAGACCUCUGCCGUGAGGUUCUGGCCCUCUACGACAUCAAGGCCGACGACGACACCCCCGGCAGUGGCACGGACGGUGUCGUCAGGCUCGCCACGCACGCCACGUUCGGCCAGAUGGCGCAGAUCAUCGCAUCCGGGCACCAUUCCGAGGUCCCCCUUUCCCUCUACUCGUUUGAACAACGGGACCCGUUCCCAGGCAGCCCGUGGAAGGGGAGGGCCUUUCAUUCCCUCGGCAAUGCGAUGCUGUUCCGACUGCCCACGGUCGCUGGUCCCGACGCGGAUCCGGGGACGAGACUCACGUCCGACAAAUUCAGCGAGGCGCUCAUCUCUUUGACCAACGGCGAACAGCCGUGGGAGGUCUACGACGGGGAGGGUCGCAAGAAGAUGGUCUUUGACGGGGAAAGGAGUGGACUCGUACAGGCCGGCGGAAAGGCGCCGUGGGCAGACCUGGCCUCGACGCCCGAGAGGUCGGCCUCGUUCGGGACGUGCGGGCUGUCUCUGAUUUCCGGGUCCAUCGUCGAGGCCAACAGCUAGCUAGAUCUGUCAAAGAUCUGUUAAAAUAGUGAUUGGGUAUCUUGCAAGGUGGGGAAGUAUCGAGCAGAAGCUUUUUGCCUGGCAGAUCAAGCUGUCAAAGGUCAAAGAUGUAUACCAAGGUAAAUAGACAAACACCUAGCUAGACUCAGCCGUCGGGGCAAUAUCUAUGAGCACAAGACGCAC
Exophiala oligosperma is the source of this 1893-nucleotide messenger RNA. RefSeq lists its product as uncharacterized. Lineage: Eukaryota; Fungi; Ascomycota; Eurotiomycetes; Chaetothyriales; Herpotrichiellaceae. The record is from RefSeq and is a predicted model, not a curated record. The transcript has 3 exons. The coding region runs from base 1 to 1710 and encodes 569 amino acids.